Molecule: messenger RNA, 7544 nt
Organism: Globicephala melas (long-finned pilot whale)
Lineage: Eukaryota; Metazoa; Chordata; Mammalia; Artiodactyla; Delphinidae
Source: RefSeq, a predicted model, not a curated record
AACCAGCUCCGGGGCAGAGUGGGAGGGGCCGGCCCCUCAACGCCCUGGGUUGGGGGGCCCUGCACAGGCAGCCCCGCCUCUGAGGAGUGGGGCUUCCUGGGCUUUUCCUGAGGCCCCUUGGCUUCUGUGUGCUGGGAGGCUCCCCCAUUGGUUGGUGCUCCCUUGGCCAGGGUUACUUCCUGGUCUCUGCCCGCAGCACCCAUCCUCCCUCAGCUCCGUCGGCCGGAGCGCCAGGUGGAGCUCCAGGUGGCUCCUCCCUUCCCCAGGGAAGGAGGCGGGGCACAGGCAGGCGGCGCUGGACCGCGGCGUGGGGCUGGAGAGAGAAGCCAGCUGCUGUGGGCGGUCUAAGGCCAGCCCCUCCCCACCUGUCCCUUUUCCGGGUUUAUUAAGUCCAGGGGCUUGUCCCUGUGGCAUCUGGGCCUGGCGGGCAGCAUCGAGAGGAAAGUGGCUGAGUUCUGAGUGUUCUUCCUCACCUUGGGCCACUGCACGGCUGCGGCUCGGGCUCAGCCCCGCCCCCUGUGGCCAUCUGCCUGUGACUCGCUACCCCUCUCGGGAAAUGCUGUCCCAUGGGUAAGUUCCCUGCUCUGCUUGCAUAUCAUGGUCCUCUGUUCAUUUGGGAGGGAGGGGCAGUAUUCCUGCUCACUCCUGACAGGUGUGUGACCACGAGUGCGACCUGCCUCUGCCCCCUGCCCUGGGUCUGCUUCCCCGAAAGAUGUCAGGAACUCCGGGCUCAUUCGUAGCCCUCUGCACCACCAGCCCCCUUCUCUAGCACUUUCUCCCUGACAGAUGAAUAUUUCUUCUCACCAUUGCACUUCUCCCUUCACCCUCUGGUCCCCUGCUUCUGCCAUCUGCUUAGGAUCUGUCCCCCUGGGGAGCCCACGUCACCUGAAUGAAACAUUACACGUCUGAAAGGCAAAUCUGAGAAGGCUCCCCUGUUCCCACUAAACUUCCCAGUAUCCUUCAUUCAGAUUUCCUUCAGUUUCCCUGCACUCCUCUGCCUCAAUUCAUUCAACAGAUACCUGUUGAGCAUCUGUUAUAUGCCAGGUGCUUUUUAAGGUGCUGCCAAUACUGUAGCAAACAAGAGAGACAUGGUCCCUGCUCUCACAGAGCUUCACUCACUCCAGUGGAAGGUGACAGACUGCCCAAGGAACCCACUAAGUAGGAUAAUUGCAGGUUCUCAGAAGUGUUACCCAGAAAAUGAAACAGCUUCACGUGCUAGUAAGUGACUGCGGUGCCAGUGGCGUCACUGGCUGGAGGGGGCAGGGAGGGCUUUCCUGAGGAGGUGACACAGGAGGGGGAGCCAGGCUCCAGUGCCCCUGGGCGGAGGGAACGGCCAGUGCAAAGGCCCUGCUGUGAGAACAAACUAAAGGACAGUGCCUGCAGCAGAGCAGGCCAGUGGGGAGGGCUGGGACAGACCAGGCCUUGCUGGAGUUUGGAUGCUCCAGUGAGGACCUCCUUGGCGUGUUGGUGAGUUGAUGGGUUGGUCACCCCCGAGUCCUGCAGGUUCUUGCUUCUCACACUGACAUCUGCCCUGGGGUGGGCCCUGCCUCCCCCAGUGCACACCUUGUCUCCUUCAGCCCUGAUGUCAAGGUUUUGAUUGAGUUGCCUGGUCCCUGAUCCCUUCCGCACUCCCGCCUCGGUCGUUUUCCUACCACGUGGUUGGCAAGGCCUCUCCUGGGACAGAGUCCUUCCUUGGGUCCCCAGCCUGCCCCUGUGAGACCCUCUGCCGUGGGUCCCAGCCUCUGAGAGCAGCUCAGCUCAGCCACAGUGCCCUGCUCACACCCAGUGCUGCCACAGUGCGUCCUGUGCCUGCCACCUGGGUGCCUUUGCAGAUCCUGCCUCUGCAGGAGCGCCGGCCCCUGUGGCCUCCUCGUGGGCUGUGCCAGUGCCCUGCCUCCUCCAGCAGUGGCUGGUGUGGUGGGAAGGGCCGUGGCCUCACAUCAGACAGCCUUGGUUGGUUUGUUGCCUUCCCCUUACUAGCUUGUGACCUUGGGCAAGUUACUUCUCUGAGGCUUAGUUUUUGUUUCUAAAAUUGGGCUAAUGAGACCUACUAAUAAUGUUGGCCUGUGGAUUAAUAAUGCCACAUAGAAGGUGUUCGUGCCAAAAACUUACUUCAUGUUGGUCUUUUGUAUCCGUAUUUGGGAAAUAUUGUUAAGCUCAUUUAUCAGGUAGGGAUACUGAGGCUCAGGGAACUUCAAGAACUUUCUAGAUAUUAUUUCACCUUCUUUGCUCUUCCAGACUGCCUGUCUUUCUGCAUCCCCCUUGAUCUUCAUCUCUACCUUUAUUUCCUUGCUUUCCAAGUGAAUAAUUUUCUCUUCGGAAUUAGUAGACCCUCUCUUUUGUAACUCUCAACUUCCUCGAGCCUGUUUUCCUCCCUUAAAAAAAAAUUCAGAAAAAUAACUCCUACAUCACAGGGAUGUCUGAGGCCCAAAUGGGAUUGUGUGUGUGUGUGUGCAAGUGCUCUGUGAACUCCAGAGCACUUAUGUCAAGGGAAGGGAGGUGCUUCUUAUUUAUUUUCGUGCCAGAGGACAGCAGAGACAGUACAUCUCAUCCUGGUGUCUGCCUGUCUUCUGGCUUGACCCCCUUCAGAGAAAUGCCUGCUGCUUCCGUGGUCAGGAGUUUCUGGGUUCUUAGAUAGUUUCUCUCCACCAAGUGGUGUAAAAGCUUCAGAAGGAGAGUGGCCUGUGGCCAGGGUGCAGGGAGUGUUCAGUGUCGAGCAUGGACCUGCAGCUUCGUGUGUGGUCAGGAUGUGGUGUCCACGUGUGGGUGUUUGCACCCAACCAGGUACGUGCGUAGAUGGACGUGGAUAUGGUGAGGUGUACGUAGUGGGGCUGUGUGUGCAUAAGUGGAUGCUUGUGUGCUGUGUGUGUGCGCGUGUGUGUAUACUCGUCUGUAUGUGACGAGUAGGGUGUGCGUGUGUAGGACCGGACCUGGGCUUGGGACCAAGUAUGUGCCUGGGUCCGGAUGAGCUUGGUGAUUGGACACAUACUCUGUGCGAGGCAUGGUGCUAAGUUUUGACCCCUUGGAGGUGAGGCAGACUGGCAGCGGACCCCCUGUGGUGGAGAAGGCGAUGUCUACCUCCUUCUUGCCCCCUGCUGUGGGGGGUGAGUUCAUGGUCUUUCAGGGCGGCUGUCCAAGACUGGAGGUAGUCAGUGUUAGACCAUGCAAUAAACAGACCAAGCAAGGCUCCCAGGGCCCCAGAAAGAGGUGGAAAAAAGAAGCCCUUCUUGGGGUGGGGGGGAAAUUGAUGUUCAAAAAAUGAUAAAGUAGCCAACAUAAGAAAAUAGACUUUGGUUGGGCUGGAGCACUUUGUUAUUUAUUUUCCUUACUUUUUGAGGCACAGCAUACGUCACGUGCAUGAAUAUUGAACAUCACAUUUAUUCCGUCCGUGUAUAAACCACCCAGAUCGCGAUGUAGAGCAUGCCCAGUACCGCAGAAGUGUCCCAGGAGUUGCCAUCUCCCAGUCAGUUUACUUAUUUUUAUAAAGGUAAUACGUGCCCAUGAUAUAACCUUCAAAAAGGUGGAAGGGAGAAGGAAAGGUCCCUCCCAGCCCUCUCCUCCAGCCACCUGGUCCCCCUCCCUAGGGAAGCCACCAACAGGAGUUUCUUGCAUCUGUUUCGUUGGGCUUCUUUCCUCUUGCUUUGGUUUGUAUUUGGAAUUACAGGGAGCAUGGCAAGCUUUUAGUGUUUAGGGCCUCUCCAGGUCAACCGGCCCUGAGAAUAAGCCCUGGAAGGCCCUGCGCCCCCAGCCCCAGUCCCAGGAGACAGGCCUCUGGUCAGAGUCCUGAACUCCAGUGGAUUCAGACCAGACCCCCUUGGCAAGAACCUACAGCUCAGGCAUAGGGUGGACGCACCCAUGGGGGCUGGUGGCUCCGCCCACACCUGCUUCCCUAGGUCUGCUCCUUACCUGACUGCAGGGUUGGGGCCAGAUGGAUGGGCCAAAGCCUGAGGACAAGAAGCAGAGAAGGUGCAAGUUGGACAGGGCAUAGGGGUCAUUCUGUCUAUCCCUCUGCCCCAGGGCACCUCUUCAGCUAUGUGUGUCAAGGGAGGGGAGGGCAUCCCUCUGUAGGCAUCUUCCUGGCCUUGGCAAUUACGGAGUCUCCCCCUCCCACUGCGACCCUAAUGGAAGAGUCUCCCAACCUCUGUUCUUUAUUUUUUAGCUUUUUAUUUUUAUUUUACUUUUUAAAAUAUUUAUUUAUUUAUUUUUUGGCUGCGUCAGGAUUUAGUUGGGGCAUGCGGGCUCUUCGCUUAAGUUGCGGUGCGUGUGCGGGCUUCUCUCUAGUUGUGGCACGCGUGGCAUGUGGGAUCUUAGUUCCCCAAUCAGGGAUCGAACUGGCAUCCCCUGCAUUGCAAGAUGGAGUCAUUUUUUUAAAAAUUUAUUUUUAAUUAUUUUAUUUUAUUUAUUUGUUUUUGGCUGCAUUGGGUCUUCGUUGCUGCACGUGGGCUUUCUCUAGUUGCGGCGAAUGGGGCUACUCUUUGUUGCGGUGUGCGGGCUUCUCACUGCGGUGUCUUCUCUUGUUGCAGAGCAUGGGCUCUAGGCACGUGGGCUCAGCAGUUGUGGCUCGCAGGCUCUAGAAAGCAGGCUCAGUAGUUGUGGCGCACGGGCUUAGUUGCUCUGCAGCAUGCGGGAUCUUCCCAGACCAGGGCUCGGACCCGUGUCCCCUGCAUUGGCAGGCGGAUUCUUAACCACUGCGCCACCAGGGAAGCCCCAGCUCUUUAUUUUUUUAUUGGAGUACAGUUCCAACCUCUGUUCUUUGAAGCCCUGAGUCCUGGCAUACAGUAGCUAAAAUCACUGGCUUUGGAACCAGGCCGUCUGGUUUGCAUCCUGGCACCGCCACUUACUGACUGUGUGACCCUGGGCGAGCUCCCUACACGCCCUGAGCCCCAGGUUCCUUGUCUGGAAAAUGGGGAUAACGAAGGUACAUGCUUCAUGGGGCUAUGGUGAUGACACAUCAGAUAAGGCAUGUAAAUAUCAUACAGGACAGUGCCUGGCAUACAGACUCCAUUAGUGACAGUUGCCACCGUCACCAUCAUCGGUGGCAUGGACCAGGGAAGGCUGCGUGGAAGUGGCUGGCGGAGCAGGAGUAGACGGCGCGUGACUGGGCGGCUUCCCACGUGCCGAGCAUGAUCUGUGCCCGGAGUGCGCCAGGCGCACGUGUGUCCUUACUCGGGUGUCCCCCCAUGUGUGGAGGGCCUCACUCCCAAGGCCUUUGAUGACAGGCGUGUGGGAAGUGGGCCCCCCCGCGCCCACUGCCACCCCGCGCAGCUUCUCCCCACUCUGCUCUAAAACGAGAAGUACAGUGAGUUCCCCCAAGGGGUCGGCCGCGCCCCUUCCUGUCCCCGCCCUGCCGGCUGCCCCAGGCCAGUGGAGUGGCAGCCCCAGAACCAGGACGGCAGUGGUGAGGUGACCUGGGCGCUGAGAGCCUCGGGAGGCUUAGCCCCAGCGUUCUCCACCUGCCCGGACUCAGCAGCUCCACCCUGUUGCCUGCACCCCCUUCCCCCCGGGCACCCCCAGGAUGGUGAGGUGGUUUCACCGAGACCUCAGUGGGCUGGAUGCCGAGACCCUGCUCAAGGGCCGAGGGGUCAACGGGAGCUUCCUGGCUCGGCCCAGUCGCAAGAACCAGGGCGACUUCUCCCUCUCCGUCAGGGUGGGGGAUCAGGUGACCCACAUUCGGAUCCAGAACUCGGGGGAUUUCUACGACCUGUAUGGAGGGGAGAAGUUCGCGACGCUGGCAGAGCUGGUGGAGUACUACACGCAGCAGCAGGGCGUCCUGCAGGACCGCGAUGGUACCGUCAUCCACCUCAAGUACCCGCUGAACUGCUCAGACCCCACCAGUGAGAGGUGGUACCAUGGCCACAUGUCUGGAGGGCAGGCAGAGACACUGCUGCAGGCCAAGGGUGAGCCCUGGACUUUUCUCGUGCGUGAAAGUCUCAGCCAGCCUGGAGAUUUUGUGCUGUCCGUGCUCAGCGACCAGCCCAAGGCUGGGCCGGACUCCCCUCUCAGAGUCACCCACAUCAAGGUCAUGUGUGAGGGUGGACGCUACACAGUGGGCGGUUCGGAGACCUUCGACAGCCUCACGGACCUGGUGGAGCAUUUCAAGAGGACGGGGAUCGAGGAGGCCUCGGGCGCCUUCGUCUACCUGCGGCAGCCAUACUACGCCACGAGGGUGAAUGCAGCUGACAUUGAGAACCGGGUCUUGGAACUGAACAAGAAGCAGGAGUCGGAGAACACAGCCAAGGCUGGCUUCUGGGAGGAGUUUGAGAGUCUGCAGAAGCAGGAGGUGAAGAACUUGCACCAGCGGCUGGAAGGGCAGCGGCCAGAAAACAAGAGCAAGAACCGUUACAAGAACAUCCUUCCGUUCGACCACAGCCGAGUUGUCCUGCAGGGACGCGACAGUAACAUCCCUGGGUCCGACUACAUUAACGCCAACUACGUCAAGAACCAGCUGCUAGGCCCUGAUGAGAAUGCUAAGACCUACAUCGCCAGCCAGGGCUGCCUGGAGGCCACAGUCAACGACUUCUGGCAGAUGGUGUGGCAGGAGAACACCCGUGUCGUCGUCAUGACCACCCGGGAGGUGGAGAAGGGCCGGAACAAAUGUGUCCCAUACUGGCCAGAGGUGGGCACUCAGCACGUUUAUGGACUCUACGCUGUAACCAACUGCAGGGAACACGACGCAGCUGAGUACAAACUCCGCACCUUACAGGUCUCCCCGCUGGACAAUGGGGACCUGGUUCGGGAGAUCUGGCACUACCAGUACCUGAGCUGGCCUGACCACGGGGUCCCCAGCGAGCCUGGGGGUGUCCUCAGCUUCCUGGACCAGAUCAACCAGCGGCAGGAAAGUCUGCCUCACGCAGGGCCCAUCAUCGUGCACUGCAGCGCCGGCAUUGGCCGCACCGGCACCAUCAUUGUCAUCGACAUGCUUAUGGAGAGCAUCUCCACCAAGGGCCUGGACUGUGACAUCGACAUCCAGAAGACGAUCCAGAUGGUACGGGCCCAGCGCUCGGGCAUGGUGCAGACGGAGGCGCAGUACAAGUUCAUCUACGUGGCCAUCGCCCAGUUCAUCGAAACCACCAAGAAGAAGCUGGAGGUCAUGCAGUCCCAGAAGGGCUGGGAGUCGGAGUACGGGAACAUUACCUACCCCCCAGCCAUGAAGAAUGCCCAUGCCAAGGCCGCCCGCACCUCCUCCAAACACAAGGAGGACGUGUAUGAGAACGUGCACAGUAAGAACAAGAAGGACGAGAAGGUGAAGAAGCAGCGGUCGGCGGACAAGGAGAAGAGCAAGGGUUCCCUGAAGAGGAAGUGAGCUGGGCCCGUCCUGGGGCGGCCAUGGUCCAACCCCGUCUUAUCCCUUCCUUCCCUGUCUCUGCAGCCUCAGCCCCGUCCCUGCAGAGGCCUCCAGUGGAAGACCCAGAGCCUGAACCUCGGAGCCUGGCCCCCAUUCCAUUGUAAUUUAAAUGGCCAUGUCCCCGCCUCCCUCUCCCAGCCCCUGUAUAUAGCCCAGCAAGACCCCUGGCAGGGCCGGGCCCUUCUCUUGUAAAUAAAGC